Molecule: messenger RNA, 5548 nt
Organism: Amblyraja radiata (thorny skate)
Lineage: Eukaryota; Metazoa; Chordata; Chondrichthyes; Rajiformes; Rajidae
Product: ubinuclein-1
Exons: 18
Coding region: 208-3711 (1167 amino acids)
Biological process (GO): chromatin organization
Cellular component (GO): nucleus
Source: RefSeq, a predicted model, not a curated record
GGCGCGCAUGCGUGCGGCGGCGCGCAGAUCGGAAAGAUGGCGGCGGCCGAAGUUUGUGGGGUUUGUUUUUGUUUCUGUUGAUGAGGAUUGGGGGUCGUUCCCGACACGUUUGUCACCGGCACCGGCGCCUGUUGCGGCAGGCGAGCAAGAAAGACGGACGGCAAGCGGCGAUAAAAGGUGGAAGAAGAAGCCGGCAGGUCUUGUACCAUGGCCGAACCGCGGCGGGUCUCUCUGACUACCCUUCCCGUCUCGGCUCCUCUGUUGAAGAAAAAGAAAGAAGAGGACGACGACGACGAGGAGGAGGAAGAGGGGGAAAAGGUGAAGAAGGAUGGGAUAUCCGCCAUCACGUCGCGCCACACGCUGCCUCUCUUCGAGUCGAGUGAGAAGAGUUGCCCGGAGUUUUAUUACCCCGAGUUAAUGAGAGUACGGAAGAAAGUUGUAGCUAGAUAUUUUGGAGCCCCUUUUAAUGAUGACAAAAGGGAAGAAGAAGAAGAAAAAAUCGAACCAUUGGCAAAGAAAUCUGAAGAAAAAUAUGGCCCAAAAAAACGUAGGAAGGAUCGUAUCCAAGAUCUUAUCGACAUGGGUUAUGGAUAUGAUGAAACUGACCCAUUUAUAGAUAACUCGGAAGCUUACGAUGAACUUGUUCCAGCAUCCUUGACCACUAAGCUGGGUGGUUUUUACAUUAAUAGUGGAACUUUGCAGUUCCGUCAAGCUUCUGAAUCGGAUGGCGAUGAUGACUUCAUCAAGGACAAGAAAAAGACAAAAUCUCCAAAGAAGUGGAAGUUAAAAGAAGGAAAUGAAAAGAUAAAGAAAAGGAAGAAAGACGAUGGGCAUGAGAAAGAUAAGAAAUCUCAAAAAUCAAACAUUUCAAAACAGGCUGGCAGGAUAAUGCCACUGAAUGUCAAUAAAGAAGACAAAAAGAAAAAGAAAAAGUACAUGGGGGCAUUAGGUGUCAGAGAAAUGUUGAAGAAAUUUGAGAAGGAGAAAGAAGCCUCAAAGAAACAAGAUGAUGUCAUGGGCUUGCCAAUGUUACAGACACUGGCUGUUAUUCCUCAUAAAAUUGAUAACAGCUCCAUAAAUAAUGUUUCAGAUCCUUUGCUUUCGCUUAUUGGAUCUGCGAAUGACGGUGAUCUUCUGCACGUAGCCAGCACUGUCGACCUAGAAAUAGAUCUCGACCGUCUUCUGAAUGACUCGUCCCCAGGUAGUCCCCUCAAUGAUUUUGAUGAUGGAAGCGAUCCUCUUCCUACUCUGCAGUACUCAACAGUGGGACAGAUACCAAAGCAAGUCCCUACCUUGCCUGAAGGACUUCCUUCACUGCUAGAAAAAUGUAUAAAAGAACUGACACGGGCUGCCAAAGCUUCUGAAGGAGAAGGGAAGCAGAAAUUCUUCACACAGGAUAUCAAUAAUAUUCUGUUAAAUAUUGAGCUACAGUCCCGUGAAUUGAAUAGUCAGGCCCGUUCUGGGGUUUAUGCACACCUGGCAUCCUUCUUGCCAUGUAGUAAGGACACACUUGUCAAACGGGCAAAGAAACUGCACAUGAAUGAACAGACUGGGACGAAAUGGCUGUUAAAGACAGGUCAAUACUUAAUGCAGGAUGGUCGGCUGAAGGAACCUUUACAGAGACUGAAAGAAGCAAUUGGAAGAGCAAUGCCAAACCAGAUGUCAAAGUACCAGGAUGACUGCCAGGCUCAUAGUCAAGCCAAAAUUGCCAAGAUGAUGGGAGAAGAUAAGGAAUUGAAGGAGAAAAUGUUUUCCGAUGACGAUGAAGAUGAUGAUAGGAUGGGAAGAAGAAUUGUCGGACCUCGUAAAAAAUUCCAUUGGAAUGAUGAGAUAAGAGAUUUACUGUGCAGUGUGGUGAGGACAAAGAUGGCCUACUAUGAGCAGGAAAGAAACAAGUCCCCGGUGGCAGAGGACUACCUGAAAACAUUUCUGGAAUCCGUAGUCAAACCACUCUGGCCGAAAGGAUGGAUGCAAUCAAGAACAUUGUUCAAAGAAAGCAGGAUGGUACAUGCACAUGUCACCUCGGUACUUUCCAAGAAGAAAACUAUUGCUCCCCCAAAGUCUAAAAUGAAGGACCAUAUUCUUAAGACAGAGCGAAGAUUGCAGCAAUCGGUUACUUCAACUCACAAUAGUAACGCUGCCUCCUAUCUGCCGGGACCAUGCACUUCCCCUUUGACCCCAAUAAAUGUGUCAGUUUGUUCCAGUGCUGCUCAGAGUUCCAGUAACACAACAACUCCUCAGUCCUUCAGUUUAGAUGAUUCGCUUGACGAGGAUCUAUCCUAUAAUCAGCCUUCUCUGGAAGAUGUGUCUGAAGCAUUGGCUGCUCUUAAUGAUGCUGCAGGAAGUACCAACAACUUCAGUCAUUUAACAUCAAAUCCAUUAAAUGAUAAGUUAACCGCAGUGGUGUCAUCGGAAGAGAAGAAAUAUGUACAGAAGAUUCCAACUUCCCUAUCUGAUCCACCACCUGCCACUCAGUCAAGUUCAUCUCUCAAUCUUUUAGCUGAGCAGGCAUUAGCUUUGGGGCAACUGUCUCAGGAGAGGACUUCAGAAAGUGCUACGAGUCUUAUCAUUGCCUUUAAAAACCAUUCUUCAACAAACAGCAAGGUUUUCUCAGAGACGCUCCAAAGCAAACUGAAGCAUCAAGGGUUGCAACGUCAUGUUCAAAGUCAGGUGUCGGCGCAGGCUGCCAAGCAGUAUCAUCCGACCACUUCACAGCAGAAAAGCUACAUGUCAUCACCAUCUUUCAGCACAAGCAAACUGCAAAACAGUUCUCAGACUAAAACCACCAGCCAAUUGCAACAACGGCCACUAAUUCAGCAUCUAAAAACGUCAACAAAGACUCAGAAUUUCCAUUCUGCCUCAUCUUUAGCAAGUAACAUACUGACAUCUCCCAGUACUCAUCGGACGUUUAGCACUUCAGUUACAUCUGUCAGUUGUACAUCAAAACAGACCAAUGCACAGAGCUCCAUAAAUCAACCCUUUAAAUCGCCAAUGACUUUGGUCUCAGCAACGAAACAUUCUUCCCCUUCCAGUAACUCUAUUCCGAACACAACCAGUGUUCAAAGCUCUCUAUCCUGUAAUAGUCAUCUAAAUAGACAAUCUCCAGGCCAGGCGUUAAAUCGGCAAUCACCUAUUAUUAAUGUAAAGAAGUCCUCCAUUUCUCAGAAACUGACUCUGGUGGCUCCUCCAGGUGGUAGUAAUGGAGAUUCUAGUGGGACACAGGGUGUAGCUAAACUGCUUACUACUUCUCUUAAACCUGCAGUUGUUAAUAAUUCUACAGCUACAGGAGCAAUGCUGUCUUUACAGGCUACCACAGGAGCAGCAUUGCUUGCAAGUUCUCCAUCUAUGAGCCUUCUGUCACCUUCCUUUAAUACAACAAACCAGAAAAUAACGUCAGCAACUCUGAGCCAAGCCUCACUCGGGAUGAUGCCAGGCAUUAUUCCUAUGCACUUUACAUUCCCUACAGUUUUAACCUUAGGCUCAGACUCUGCACCAAAAUCAGCCGUAUCAACGGAUGCAAUUGUCACGGGUCCUGCCCCGGGGACAUUCCACCAUGGCCUUGCACAUAGUAUUUUUGCUGGCUUACACGCUACCCCACACCAUGCAGUGCAGCUUCCACAUGCAGUGUUGCCCACCCACAUACAGCAGUCUCUCCAAGAUGGCACCAAAAUCCAUGGGGAGACUUCCAGCAUGCAACGUAAGAUGCAAUGACCUCUGGCACAAGGCACAGUUGAAUGAAGCUGAUGCAUCGGCACUGGUGUCGCUGUAGACAUCAAAGGCAAUGGUCAACCUGUAGGAGCUGCAAGGCUAAAUAGCCAACUCUGCAUUUUCUUUUAUCUAAUGAUUAAUUGUGCCCUUUAAUGUUGGGGCAAGGAGAAUGUGGUUGAAAUUGAAUACCUUUGAGACUGACAGAUGGAAAGGACUUGUUACAGCAGCAAAAUAAUGAUAGCUGGAGGACAUCAAGUGGGUUUAGAAUGUGCUUAGAUUCAAAGUGUAUGGAAAAGUAUCUUCCACUGAAUGCCUAUGCAAGAACAUUUGUAGUACUGACAUGGUAAUGAAGGUCAUUAGAGCAAAAUUGUAUGUGGUGCAUUCCAGAGAUAUAAGACAGCUAAAAAUGUUACUUUCAAUAUUUUGUUAAUUCAUUACAUAGGUUAUUCCUGUACUCAGCAGCAGACUUAAUUAAAGCUUUUAUAAUUUGCCCAGGCAGCAACUUGGAAUCUGUACUGACAGAACACUGUUUACCUGACACGUAUGCACAUGAUCGUGUGAGGUUGGACAUUUCUGGGGGAUAAUUACUCUCUUUAUGGAGGUAGGGUAAACAGACCAACGCUAGUUUCAAGAUAAGCUACAUAGAAAAAGGUAUUGCCCCUAUAGACACAGCCACUACUCUAAUAGUUAUCUGUUUUAAAGAAAUUGAAGUUCCAGUUUGAGUGGAUUUUGUCAGUGGGAUGCAUUGGAUCUUUUUUAAGUUAAAUUACUAUUUAUUGCCUGUACUCUUUGUUUUCAAAGAGUGUAUUUACAUUGUACACCUCAGCUCUGUUGAUGCACUAACAAGGCCCAAGACUCUUGAGCCACUCUUUUGUGUGCCGUGCAUCUAGCAAAAGAAAAAUUGGAAUCUGAACUGUAACAAGUUAUUUAGAGAUAGAUGAGAAAUAGUUUGCAUUAGGGACCCAGCUGUGUUAGCCACCUAAAUAAAAACUUGUUAGUGACUACGACUGAUCACAAUGGUCUGGUAUAUAACAGUUUUUAAAAAUAAGCUAUUAAUCUCACGUACUCCUUGGAGUUUCUCAUUUUAUUGGGAAUUUAGGACUAAAGGCGGUUUCAUGGUAUGUCUUGUUAAAUCCCUGUCAAAUAUCAUUUGUUUGGUAAUGCAAGUAUAGACAGCAUUGUAGCAGAUGCUGGUCAUACAAUUGCAGUACCUUUGCUUCUAAUGCAGAAAAUGGGAAGUGUGAAGUGAGGUUUCAUGUAUUCUUAAUCCUUGUCCAACACUUUUCUUUAAAACUUAAGGUAAAGUACAGGAUUUGAGAAGUAAUUUGUUUAUUUUAAAAUAAAUUCCCUUGCAGUUCAAAAUUUGGCAUAAUCUAGUUGAUUUAAAAAGAACCAUGUCGGCAGAGAAGCCAAAGAUUUUUUCAAUAAAGAUGACGUUAGCAUGGGCCGAUGAUUUGAAACUUUUUGGACAUUUUCAUAAGAUUUUUAACACAAUGGCAUUUUAUUUCUGGAGUGCUUCAGUCAUAUUUAAUGCUAUGGGUGACUCGCAGGCAUGAUAAAUGUUCUACAGAAACUCAGGACUUGAAAAUUGCUGGAUCUGAUUUUUGUGUUAAUGAAGUUUAGCUCUACUUGAAAUUGUAUAAUCAUUCUCAAACUCUGUAAAUUGUGAUUGUGCUAGUAAGUUCAAUUUGUUUUAAUGAAAAUAGACAUUACUUUGAAUGAUGGUGCUUCAUUGUAUAUUAUUUUUGAGAGUUGUGUGUGUAUUUGCUGCAGGACAAAAGGUUGGUUAUUUCUGUUGCACACGGAUAUGUCAAUAAACUAGAAAAUUUUGGAGAAAAUA